ACUGGGAGGCAUUAGUAUUCCGGAGAUGGGAAGGCUGCUACAGAAUAGGAUCCUGACUCACACAGCGAGCUGGCAAUUAAACUUCAUGGGGCUGAAUAUUUCCUUUACAAGAUCUUGGAGAGCAAAUUGGACCUAACGUUGCCUUUGCUACAAAGGGGCCAUUUGGAAGAGAGCUUUGAGCCCAGGGGUGUGCUGGAUUUGAAAAAAGGGGGGUGAACAAAAAAAAAAAAAAGGCAAAACAAAGCUGUGGUUCUGAAAGAGACCCUUUAAACAGCACAGCCUUCUCCAAAGAGGGCAGGAAUCACUCUCUACUGCUGAUGCUUCUCAACAGAACACAUUCGCUUCCAGCCAGCACAAUGCUCGGUGUGCGGGGCUGCUUGGAGAGGCUUUGACUAAAGCCGGCUGCUCAUUUCAACUGUCCCUGGGUCUGUCAUGCUGGGAGAGCAGAGGUAACCCCCUUGUGUCCCCUGUGCACAGCCGAGAUGUUUGUUGUGCCGGCAACAUGGAAAAGAGAAUCAAACUGUAAAAACUAAGGAGCUUGAGGAUCUGGCAGCUACUCCCUGCAACCUGGGGUCUUCAGCCGGACUGGGAAUAGGAAGAUUUGUCUGCAUUGUAAGUGCCCGCGGGAGGAACACAGCGCCACGGCGAUGCCAUUGGAAAUGGAGAAAACUAUGAACAAGCUGAUGUUUGACUUUCAGAGGAAUUCCACCUCCGAUGAUGACUCCGGUUGCGCCCUGGAAGAAUACGCCUGGAUUCCUCCCGGACUGAAACCAGAACAGGUUCACCAGUAUUACAGCUGCCUACCAGAUGACAAAGUCCCUUACGUCAAUAGCCCGGGAGAAAAAUCCAGAAUAAAACAGCUUCUGCACCAGCUGCCUCCACAUGACAACGAGGUCCGGUAUUGCAAUUCGCUAGAUGAAGAGGAAAAGCGAGAGCUGAAACUGUUCAGCAACCAAAGAAAAAGAGAGAAUUUAGGAAGAGGCAAUGUCAGACCUUUCCCAGUAACCAUGACCGGUGCCAUUUGUGAGCAGUGCGGUGGUCAGAUCAAUGGAGGGGACAUGGCGGUCUUUGCAUCCAGAGCUGGGCAUGGAGUCUGCUGGCACCCUCAGUGCUUUGUGUGCAUCAUCUGCAAUGAAUUGCUGGUUGACCUUAUCUACUUCUACCAAGAUGGAAAGAUCUACUGUGGCAGGCACCACGCCGAGUGUUUGAAGCCUAGGUGUGCGGCAUGUGAUGAGAUUAUUUUUGCAGAUGAAUGCACAGAAGCUGAAGGAAGACACUGGCACAUGAAGCACUUUUGUUGUUUUGAAUGUGAAACUGUCCUGGGAGGCCAGCGGUAUAUCAUGAAAGAAGGACGUCCAUACUGCUGCAACUGCUUUGAGUCUCUCUACGCCGAAUACUGCGACACGUGUGCACAGCAUAUAGGUAUUGACCAGGGACAGAUGACCUACGAUGGCCAACACUGGCAUGCAACCGAGAACUGUUUCUGUUGCGCUCACUGUAAAAAAUCCCUGCUGGGACGGCCCUUCUUGCCCAAACAAGGGCAGAUUUUUUGCUCCAGAGCAUGUAGUGUGGGUGAGGAUCCAAAUGGAUCGGACUCUUCAGAUUCUGCCUUUCAGAAUGCAAGAGCAAAGGAAUCCCGGCGUAGUGCUAAGAUUGGAAAGAAUAAAGGCAAGUUAGACGAUGGCAACAUGAACCAGUGUGGGCCCUUACACGUGGCUUCUAACAGACUUUCUGCUGAUGUGGACCCCCUUUCUCUGCAGAUGGAUUUGCUGAGUGUAUCUAGCCAGAACCCAAGCUUAAACAGGGAUCAGCUAUGGAGGAGCAGAGAUGAGCUGUAUCACUAUGGCAACAAGAUCGAGAGAAGCCAAUCACAGAGUCCCUUGCAACUUCUUAGUCAGUGCAAUAUAAGGACUUCUUAUAACACUGGCCAGGGGGCUGGGGCCCAGCCUGAUAUGUGGGCAAAACAUUUCAACAACCAGAAGAGAAGCCUGUCCAUGAUGGGCCACAGUGAAAGCUUCUCUCAGGAAGGCAGGGAAGACUAUUAUCAAGGCAGGGUGAGGCAACAGGAGAGCUUCAGCGACGCGUCCAACCACAGUUUCAACGAGGCGAGGUCCAGCCUCAGAGUUCCGAAGUUUGAGGAAAAGAAACCUAUGAACCCACAGCAGUGUCGAUCCAGGCAUCCAAUCAAUGCACUUAAAUUCACAGAGGGGUUGACCCCUACGGAACAAACUCCCCGCGGAUCAAUGGAAUCUCUAGCCCUCUCCAAUGCCACAGGUGUAUCUGCAGAUGGGGGUCCUAAACGUCAGGAACAUCUGUCUCGAUUUUCCAUGCCAGACCUGAGCAAGGAUUCAGGGAUGAAUGUUUCCGAAAAACUGAGCAACAUGGGAACGUUAAACUCGUCUUCUCAGUUCCGGAGUGUAGAGUCCGUCCGAAGCCUUCUGUCUGCGCAACAGUAUCAAGAUCUGGCUCCGAAUCUUAGUGACUUGGCUAACUCAGGCAAAUACAGGGAUGUGCCACCCCAUUCAAGGCUACAUCAUGGAUUUACAUUUGAUGCAGGGAUGUCCAUGAAUGAAUUGACAGCCCAGAACAACCUAAAGUUGACUCCAAUGAGUGAGAGGACAAGAAGGAGGACUCAAGCCCGUGAUAAUGACCAACACUAUCGACAUCAUCGUCAGAGAAGGUCAAGGCGUUCCCGUUCUGAUAAUGCCCUCCACUUGGCCACUGAACAGUGUAAUAAAAUCAAGGAGAAGCCACUAGCAAGAACUAGGGAGGAAUAUGAGCGGUUAAUGCAACAAAGGGGCGUUAGAGAUUCCAUGGAUCAAGCCGUUCGAAGAGAAAUGUACAACCGUUAUCAAAGGACUGCGUCUGACCUUGCUCUACAAAACCAUCUCUAUGACAGAUGGGGGCAGCACGUCAACGACUAUGACUGGUGUUCCACCUGCUCCUCCUCAUCAGAGUCUGACAAUGAAGGAUAUUUCUUAGGAGAACCCAUUCCCCAGCCUACUAGACUCAGAUACGUUACUAGUGAGGACCUUAUCCAUCAGUACGGCCAAUGCUCUGGAGGCAUACCCAAGUCUUCCACUUUAGGUGGCCGAGGACAAUUGCACAGCAGAAAGAGGCGAAAAAGCAAAAACUGCAUCAUCUCAUAGGGGCGAACCGCGUUGCGGCGGCACAGAAAUGCGCACGAACAACAAACAGACUUGCACUGCUCUCCAUUAUGAACUUUAUUUUAUACCAAAUUAUAAAAAAAAAGUGCAAAAUCCCUUUAUUUAAAACUUCAUUCUGAGGUUUAAUAUUAGAGUCUAAAUUAAGAAACCGAGUUGACUAAUCUUCAUGGUCGCCCAAUCCCUCGGGUCCACACGUUUCACUUGGAUGUAAGUGCCUGGUUUAACUCUCCGUGUAACCAACUUCAAUGCAGGAGAACCAACUCAUUGGCGUGUAAUCACCUUAUCGGGGCAAACUACAGCCAAUCGGAGCUUACGCAUUUCAAACGUGACAGAGCCAACUGCCAUCAGAGCAUUUACAAGAUGAUAUCCGUUGAAUCAAUCCAAGAAAUUUCACCAAUCCGGCAAAUUUUUGUUUAUAACCGUGUUUUCGCCACUGACAAACCGAUAUAAAGUUCAGGAGGCCUGUAGAAUAAAUAAGCCCCAUUAUAGUCCAUAUUUCUUUUUCAUUUUUCAUCUUUUUCUUAUGUUUUUUUUUUGCACAUUUCACUUUGAAAGUGACUCUCACUUUGCUACUUACCUAGUUCAGUCCGCGAACCUCACUGCCAGGCUUCUGUACAGACCAACACGUUCCAGAUUGAAUGUACGCUGUAUCCAAAUGUAUGCUGCUUGCCUGUAUCAUUCUAUAAUAGACCUCGACGCUUAUUAUCAUUAUUUUUUUCAUUGGCCACUUAUAUUUUGAAGUAUUUUAUUUCCUAGACAAAAAAAAAACAACGCUAAUGCUUUAAGUUAUUUACGCUCUCAUUGUAAAUGGUAUGUAAAUGAAAGUUCUGAUAAACUAUUUUUGUAUUUUGUAAUAUCAAAAAUGAGUUUCUAUGUUUUAGGAUUAUAGAUAUAUAUAUAUAUAUCAGAUCUGCAUGCCCGGCUUAUGCGUUCUCUGGUUGGUUCGACUCGCAAACUCUUUUUUUUAUUAUUAUAGGGGUUUUUUUUGUAAAUUGUGUAAUUUAUACAUUAAGGAGACGUGGAGAAGGUUGACUUGGCUUUGGCCAACUGGAUCUCUUCACGCCGUUCCGAGAGAGUUUGGCUUGGCAGGUAUGAUUUAUGAAGUCUAGCACCUUAUAAAUUGAAAUAUGUAGGUAUAUAUAUAUACGCAUAAUACAAGGUGAUUUCAGGCAACAUAAACUGGCACAAUUCCAGCCCGUUCUACAGAAUCUACCAAAGGACACUCAGAUUUCUAUUCAGCAUUGGAAUAGAACACCGACGUCAAAAUAGAGAAUUAAUUUCAGAAUCCUGAUUGAGCGGAUGGAACACUAACUCGUGUACAAUGCUUCAGUCUUCCCCGGCCAAAGGCAAUUCUGGCUCUGUGUCUAUCUGACAAUUUAUUUUCUCCCUCUCUUAGGGGUUUAUAUUAAGGAAACAGUUUCUUUCUGACCUAGUUUGUGGUUUUGGAAGCUAAACCUAUAGCAGCUACAAGCCAGGGAGUUCAUUCUUUUUCUAUUAUAAAGCAUUGCCAUCAAAUCUAGUGAGGCUUUUCUGUUUAAUUCUCCUAUUGCCCUCACAAGAUCUCCAACCCAAUUACAGAUGCACCAAUAAGAAUCCAUGUUAUAUAUUUAUAAUAAUGAAGGUUGAACCAAUUAAGUCCUUAUGUCCUAAUGUCUAGGUAGAUUAUUGUGCAGUUUUGGCUUACACUGCUCUUAAAGUGGUAGACAUUCCAGUCAUUUUUGCCUAGAUGUCUGUAGGGCUCUCUCAAAGAUGGACAUUUUGACCAUCUCUAUACAGUAUGGCAUACAUUUCAUUAACAAUUAUGCCAUGGACUUUGUUCUUGGAUCACUGCCCAUGCAGAUGUAUGUGUGGUCAACUGCACAAUAUUCAGACAAUAUAUAAAAAAUCAACCUCAGGGUUAUUCAUAUUGACAGUUCAGAUAAGGAGCAUAGAUAAAUGUGCCCAAACAAUCUUUCACUGCAUUGGUUUCAUUUGUACCGAGCAUUUUAAAGGACAACUUAAGGCGGUCAUACAGAGGCAGCUUUUUGGACCAUGUAUGAGGCCCUUCAACAAGUCUGCCUGACUGAUAUUUGCCCAAAUAUCAGCCAGAUAUUGAUCAAGCAGCUUUAAAAAUCCCAUUGCGGUGAACUUAGACAGCAUUGGUUCGCUAAUGCAGUGUCCUGCAUUUACUGUCAGUGUGAUCAGAUCCUGAGGGCCUCACCAAAACGAGUGGCCAGCUUUAGUCAAGGCAAGCAUGAUGGCAACUCCCAGGCUGACAUAUGUAUAAAGCUGGCUAUACAGGUUAUUUGGCCACCCACUGUUUAGGACAAAUACACUUUAAUCCAGGAUCAACAGUAGGGCCUACUGCUGAGGACCACGUCAACGCAUCAUUAGAUGAGGACCAUGUCAAUGCGCUGAUGUGGUCCUUGUCUGGCCACAAUAGAUAUCUGGAUGAUUUUUGCCCAGAUAUCAGUCAGACAGGCCUAUGGCUGGGCUUCAUGAAGGUCUUCUGAUUCGGUCUGGAUAGACCAAAUCAGCAGCCUUUAUUGGCCUAUACAUGGCCAAAGCAGAGACAUUAUGUUGACCAAUGAUGAAUGCUAAAGCAAAAUAAAUUACUUAGGAUCAUUAUCCAUUGAUUUCAGUCCCGUGUCCGUUAAAUUCCCACCUUAUGCGUUAUUGCUUAGUAUUUAAAAGCAAGCAUUCUAUAAUAUAUUCUUUUACUCCCCUGGGUGGGGGCAAUACUUCAUUGAAGUCUUUGGAAGAUAUCUCAUCUUACCUUGGAAGAAGAAGCAGUUUACAGCUCUCACUUAUAUAAAUAUGCAAGUACCAUUCUGCUCGCAGAGUAAACUAUGCCCAUACAUUGUAAUGAUAUUUAUAGGAAAAUAAAACUGCAGGUAAACAGAGUAUAUAUUAUAAAUAGAUUUAUAUUUUACCCAUAAAGGAAAAGAAAGAUAAAAUAAUUAUAAUUAGGGCAUAUUUUCUGAUUAAAGAAUAACCGAGUUCACGUUCCGUUACUUGGAGACCAUUUCCAGCCUAGAAGGUUGUUGCCUGUUGAGGAGAUUUGUACCAAAAUGGCGGCCCAUGUGCUGUAACCAAAACACCGUGUAGCGUUCCAUUGAGUAUUUGUACAGUAGUGUUAACGAUUUUAAACUUCAAGUAGAUGUAAAAGAACAAAGAAAACUAAUGCAAGUGGUGCAGUUGUCAUUUCCGCAUCCAGUUGUGAAUUGUCGUUGCCUCCGUGACUUGAGAUAUUGUAACUGCUUUCAUUUACUGUAUGAGCUGAAGGAACGGUUCAGUGCUGCUUUGUAUCUGGAGUCUGUAACAAGAAGCAAAAGCUGCUGUGCUCUGUACGGUUUCACUGGGGGGCCCCCCCGCAAUUGAAGGGGCCCCUCUUUGCCAGCAGACUGUGCGGGAUCGUACUGACCUUUUGUCUUUCUAUGCCUAGAACUGCAUAUCUUGUACUAUCCGCAGAUUGUUGGACAUCAAUUGCUGUUCAGAUUUAAAUAUUAAAAACAUAUUCAUUGUCCUUCA
Molecule: messenger RNA, 6677 nt
Organism: Xenopus tropicalis (tropical clawed frog)
Lineage: Eukaryota; Metazoa; Chordata; Amphibia; Anura; Pipidae
Gene: prickle2
Product: prickle planar cell polarity protein 2
Exons: 8
Coding region: 648-3149 (833 amino acids)
Cellular component (GO): plasma membrane
Molecular function (GO): zinc ion binding
Source: RefSeq, a predicted model, not a curated record